GAGCACCGCCCAUGAAGCGAUACUUAUUGACAAGGCUCUUGCUUCCAUUCAACAGGGGGGGCUUCAUUGCGGCGAUAAAUCAAACACCUGAACAACUAUUAUUUUAACUCAAAAGCCAGUAUCCGCGGGCGCAAAAUCUCGUGAGUAAGCAGUUCCUGCUUUGUUUCUUCUUUUUAAAAUUACUGCUUGUGUCGAAAUGCAAAGCAUAAGAAAUUCCAUCUUGAGCCACAUAAGGCUGAGGGGUUCUGCUGAACAAUUUUUAUUUGCUCAGAGGGGAAAUGUGUUCAAGCAGCUUCACCGGAAGAUGUGUACAUCAGCAGGCACCAGCCCUGAUAAAAUCAUGGAUCGAGUCAUUGGACUGGUUAAGAAGUUUGAUAAAAUUGAUGCCACUAAGGUUACUGAGACAGCUGAUUUCCAAAAAGAUUUGUGCCUGGACAGUUUAGACAGGGUCGAGCUUGUCAUGGCUUUUGAGGAAGAAUUUUCCAUUGAAAUUCCUGAAGAGAAAGCGGAUAGACUUACAUGUUGCGCUGAUGUUGCGAAGUAUAUAGUUUCAGGAGGUGAGCUGAAAAAUGUAAAUCCUGAGUAGUAAUCAAUUUUAGGGUUUCCUAAAGGUGAAACGGUGCUCCAAGACGAUGUGUCUCUUCCUAUGUUUGUUUUUGUGUAUCAAUAACCACAUAUAAAGGUUGCCAAACCUGUAAAAACUGGAGCCUUGUUUCUCUUAGUGAUACUGUACUUUUCCAUGGCAUCAAGGGAAAAUUUCUAAUGGACAAUUUUGUUUAUAUGAUUA
Molecule: messenger RNA, 787 nt
Organism: Populus euphratica (Euphrates poplar)
Lineage: Eukaryota; Viridiplantae; Streptophyta; Magnoliopsida; Malpighiales; Salicaceae
Product: acyl carrier protein 3, mitochondrial-like
Exons: 3
Coding region: 197-586 (129 amino acids)
Biological process (GO): fatty acid biosynthetic process
Cellular component (GO): mitochondrion
Molecular function (GO): acyl binding; acyl carrier activity
Source: RefSeq, a predicted model, not a curated record